Messenger RNA from Xiphophorus maculatus (southern platyfish), 1232 nucleotides. RefSeq names its product immunoglobulin lambda-1 light chain-like. The transcript has 4 exons. The coding region runs from base 1 to 600 and encodes 199 amino acids. NCBI's taxonomy places the organism in Eukaryota, Metazoa, Chordata, Actinopteri, Cyprinodontiformes, Poeciliidae. The record is from RefSeq and is a predicted model, not a curated record.
AUGAUCUCUGAAGGUCCAGACGCUGAGGUUUUUGUAUCAGAGGGUUUCGCUGUGGAAGGAUCAGGAGGAUCUAACGAGUCCAACAAGUACCUCAUCUUUGGGACAGGAACAAAACUUUAUGUAACAGAGGUCAGAAAGCAGGAACCUGAGGUGAGCCUGUACUCCGCGGCUCCGGACCGGAAGGAGCCGCGGCUGGACCGGAAGGAGCCGCUGCUAUGCGUCGCUUCAGGAAUGUUUCCGCCUGUGAUCCGGUUCACCUGGAAAAGGAAGAAGGAGGACGGGAAGGAGGAGGUUCUUCCUGCUGGAGCGGAGCAGCUGGAGCUCAGCGAGUCGGGUCGGUUCUCCUCCAUCAGGAUGGUGGAUCCGGAUCCUCAGCACAUCUACGAGUACCGCUGCUCCGUCCAACAUGAAGGGGGCGCUAAAGAGUCUCCCUCAAAAACAGUUCUCCCCCGCCCGCCCGGCCCUCCACCCCCCACCAGGUCUCUGGGCUUCAGCCAGCAGCUCGUCUUCCUCAUCUACUCGCUGCUCAUCGCCAAGAAUCUGCUCUACUUCUGCAGCCUCUUCCUGAUCAGCGUCUGUGGAACCAGCAGAGCUGAGUGAUGGUUCCCAGUUUGUCCUGGAAACCAGCAGAGCUGAAUGAUGGUUCCCAGUUUGUCCUGGAAACCAGCAGAGCUGAGUGAUGGUUCCCAGUUUGUCCUGGAAACCAGCAGAGCUGAAUGAUGGUUCCCAGUUUGUCCUGGAAACCAGCAGAGCUGAGUGAUGGUUCCCAGUUUGUCCUGGAAACCAGCAGAGCUGAAUGAUGGUUCCCAGUUUGUCCUGGAAACCAGCAGAGCUGAAUGAUGGUUCCCAGUUUGUCCUGGAAGCUUCCAGACAUGAAUGUAAAACUUUCUGUUCAAACUGGAUCAUAAAUAUGAAAACGGUUCUACAUGCUGCAUUUCUAUACGGUUCAUCCAACAGGAGAUAAAAACGUCAUUAAUCAUUUUAGGAAUGUGAAAAUAUUUUUUUAUCUUUUGAAUGAAAAAUUACAUAAAUCUGCUUUGUUUACAUUUAAUGUUUUUAUUGCAAAUAAUUUCUUUCAUUUUAUUCUUUACUCAGUUUAUGAAUGUUUUUUUUUCUGCCAGCUGAAAAUCUUUUAACCUGAAUUAAAUCUGAAUAUUUUUUCUUUAUUAGUCUGAAUGUAAAGUGAUUUUCUAUAUCCCAUAAAUCUGGUGAAAUAAAAUGUAAUUAAUAAA